Molecule: messenger RNA, 1655 nt
Organism: Impatiens glandulifera
Lineage: Eukaryota; Viridiplantae; Streptophyta; Magnoliopsida; Ericales; Balsaminaceae
Exons: 4
Coding region: 133-1494 (453 amino acids)
Biological process (GO): regulation of gene expression
Cellular component (GO): peroxisome
Molecular function (GO): RNA nuclease activity
Source: RefSeq, a predicted model, not a curated record
CUGCUGCUUGUAUUGGUUCGUGGUAGACAUGAUCGUCAAACCCUCAAACCUCUCAAAAUGGCGCCCUCCAUUCCCCACUGGGCAAAACCACGUCUUUCUAGUAAAGAGAAAGAAACUGAGUAGCAGCUAAAGAUGGGUAAUAGUAAUACUGUAGCUAGCACAAGCGGCGAGAUUCCUCCGUCGCCGUCUUCAUCCGCUGAAACGGUGGAGUUGGAGUACGAGAAAUCGAAGAUUUCGAUAUGGUGGGAUAUCCAGAACUGCAAGGUUCCAUUAUCAUCAGAUCCUCAUUCUAUAGCUCAAAAUUUAACAUCGGCUCUGGUAAAUAUGAAAUACUGUGGUCCUGUUUCCAUAUCUGUCUAUGGUGACACGAAUCGGUUACCUGCAUCAGUUCAUCAAGCACUCAACAUCACUGGUAUAACCCUUAACCAUGUUUCUGCAGGUGUUAAAGAUGCGAGUUACAAGAAGAUGCUGAUGGAUAUGUUAUUCUGGGCUUUGGAUAAUCCAGCUCCGGCUAACUAUCUAUUAAUUUCCGGUGACCAGGACUUCUCCAAUGCCCUUCAUCAGUUGCGCAUGCGUAGAUAUAACAUUCUCCUCGCACAACCGACGAAAGCAUCAGCCCCGCUCGUUGCUGCUGCGACAAGUGUCUGGCUGUGGGCCACUCUUUGUGCCGGUGGGCCACCUCUAACAAAAGAUGAAAUAUCUCAGCUAGUCCAGAUUCAAUCAAACUGCUUAUCUGAAACAGAUACCAAACCUGAUAUUUUGUUAAAUGAUGGUAGAACAUCCGAAACCAGACAGAAAGGGAAGCAGACUUCUGAUAGUUUGUUAAACGAUGGUAGAACAUCCGAAACCAGACAGAAAGGGAAGCAGAGGUGUCUUCCUGAAUCAAAGUCAGAACAAAAAAGUUUUAACCAGAUUCCAAGUCAUGUUAAAGGGCCAGUUAUGGAUAAAACAUCACAAAAAACGAACAAGCAUCCAAAUGAUCUCGUCGAAGGACAGAUUGCUGUAAUCUUGUUUGCUUUGGAAACUCUGAAAACCGAAAUGAUUAUGCCAACUGAUGAAAAUCUAUCUGAUUGUAUCCGAUAUGGAGAUCCAAGACAUCGAAAUACUGAUGUUAAGAAAGCCAUAGAGAGUGCUUUGGAUUUGCAGUUUGUUGUGAAGAAAAGUUUAGGUAAUUCUUUACAAUUGUAUGUUGGUAAGAAUGAUAAAUUAUGGAAUUGUGUGAAUCUAUGGGGACACAAGCAGUACCCAUUACCAACUUGGAGGGAAGUUAAAAAAUUUAUGUUAUCAUCUGAUGGAAGAUCUGCAAUAAUGGCAUCUGAAUGCAAGUAUGAAGCUGCUAUUAUCAUCAAAAGGAUGUGCUUGAAAGAGCAUCCUCUUGGUGAGAUACUUCACAUUGUACAGCUAAUGGUUCGAGCAAAGAAGUGGAUCGUGCAUAAUCCAUCGGGAUGGCAACCUGUUAGCAUCCAACUGGAGGAUCAUGUUGUUUACUUGUGACCCCACCCAAUCAACUGAAAUCUGUUCAUAACCAAGGAAGUUUAGCUAUCGAAACGAGAAGCUUAGGAGAAUCGUUAGUUUGGUCGAGAAGAAGGAAUUCUUGGAUGAGUUCAGAUUUUCCUUAAAUUGAUUGAUAAUGAAAAGCUUUGAAAUUCUUAACA